Messenger RNA from Orbicella faveolata, 4094 nucleotides. RefSeq lists its product as uncharacterized. Lineage: Eukaryota; Metazoa; Cnidaria; Anthozoa; Scleractinia; Merulinidae. Gene Ontology annotation, molecular function: heme binding; monooxygenase activity; iron ion binding. The record is from RefSeq and is a predicted model, not a curated record. Gene Ontology annotation, biological process: sterol metabolic process.
AACAGCUAGUAAGGUUAAAAGAUAAAUUGAACGUAACGUUUCAUUCCAUCACACUGUACACGUAGAAUAAGCGCCAAACGUGUAGGCUUCUUAUAAAACCGAAAUCACACUUUUUGACAUGCAUGUGGCCUUAGACAAACGGCAAAUAACAUUAGGUCAAAACUUGCUUGUAAACCAAUAUCGUUUUACAUUAUUUAAACGUAUUGAUACAAUGCGUUAUUACAGCAACAACUAUCCCCACAGUUAACACAGCCACCUGGGAAGAUUAAUCAAAACAAAAUUCGACCGCAGGUUCAGCGUGUUUCAAGCAAGGGCUUGGGCUGAAAGCAUUACGAUAACUGGGAGAUUAAGAGCCGGUUGACGAAAUCGACGAACCAUUUCAUUACGAAGCCAUGUUGCCCUCGGCGAGUUCACAAUAACGUAAUAAGCUUAAUUAAUCCAAGUAUGUUAUCGAGUUCGCAUGCUCAGUUUUCAAUCUUUCUUUUUUUUUUCCUUCCACUGAUCCAUAUGUCAUGUAGUUUGAGUAGCAAGCGCGAUCUUAAAGAGAUUUAAGGAAUCCCUACAAUCACCAAUAAUAUUUGGAUUUUGGUUUCCGAGAGGUGGAUGGUAUGCAAAGCCAUUCCAAGACAGUCACGUAUAGCCUUGACCUCACACAUCAUGGCUACUCAAUUCUCGAAACAACAACACGUGGCGUUUCUGCUACGUGGAUCGGCAUCAUGUAUAAAAUGUUCAAUAGUGAAAGCGGCUAUCUGCAUAUUCCAUGUGACUUUCGCCGAAGUCAAUUAGAAUUUGAAUGGCUGGUCGUAAUAGACCUUAAUACCGUCAACCAUGUCAUGGUGUGUUAUUGUAUUUCAUCGUCUCCGUAACAGUAUCUAGGGACGACGGGUCAGGAAAAACAUGGUAGUUUGCUCAGAGAGCCAUAGCUUUCGACUGGUGGAGGUCGAGCGUAGCCACGUUUUCUGUUAUUAAUCUCUCAGCGGGGUAAUUAGAGGGUUUGAUUUCCACCUUUAAUUUGCUAAUGACAAAUGACGUUUUGAACAUUUACGGUGACACUGAUACACAAACCAGAAACAAAACUCAGGGUCUUGUUUGAAGUAAGACUGCUCUUUGAUCAGUUUGAUCACGAAGAUCAACAUAAUCGGUACACAAUGGAAUUUUUGAAGCUGCUCAGCUAUUCGACGCAGUUCCACUAAUGGCGUUAAGUUUGAUUGAAGCCAGCGUGUGUUGUACGCCUACCGGAAGGAAGACCGCGAUGGAGAUGGAGAACCAGACCCACAACCUAUCCCAGGAUCCUUCAGUGGUAGAGUACCCCAAAUUGUCGAGCUGGUCACGAAAGGACAUCAUUUCUUCCAGAAGCGUAUGGAAAACCUUGGAAGUAGCGUGUUCAAAUGUAGCUUUUUUGGUGCACCUUUUGUGGCCAUAACAGAUUACGAGGGAAUACAGUGCAUCUUCAACCCAAGAUUGGUAGAAAAGGAAAAAGGAUUUGGCAAUUUUCGGUUCAAUCACAACCUCCUGGGGGACCAUGUACCUUCCAUGUUUGAAAAUGGCGAAAGACAUAGACAGCAAAAGUCGUUCUUGAUCGCAGUUUGUCAGAACAUGCUAAGAAUGGGUCGACUUAUACCCAACAUCAUGGACAUUGUCCCAGAACAUCUCAUCAAAUGGAACUUCAAGGAAGGUCAGGGUAGCCCUAGCCAAGAGGAAUGGGAAGAGAGAAUCCUUCAUCUUGCCAUGGACGUGUUAAGUGAAACCAUGCUGGGGAUAAGGCUGAGUGGACACAGUUUUUUACAGUGGCGAUUUGAAGUUCUCAAGGAAGAAAAGACGUGUUUCGGAAGACCUACUGGGAAAUACAAGAAAGCGCUACACGCAUUUAACCACUUGAAAGAUGCCAUCGCAAAUGCUCCAGAUGUCGACCCGAUCUUUAAGGAGGCCGCCAACCAAGGUCUAACUGAAGAAGAGGCAGUACUAGAAAUUCUUUGGAUGUUAAACUUCAAUGCCGCCCCUGGUACUGGAGCCGCCAUGCGGUCAGCAGCUGCUCGCCUGUCCAUCAUGUCGUGCGAGGAGCGUACAGAAAUAAAGAAGGAGAUCAGAGAAUGCCUGGGACCGAUUGGACUGAAUCUUAAGACACUCCACAAAAUGAAAAAACUGGAUAACUUAGUUUGUGAGGUUCUGAGGAUGUAUCCUCCAGUCGCGUUAUAUUUUGGAGCAGCCAGGAAGGGUUUCUACAUGAAAGCCAACUCUGGAAUUUACAAAAUUGAAAAGGGACAAAAAAUGGUUGGCAGCUGUCAUCUAGCGCAGAGAGAUCGUAAAGUGUUUGGUGUCCCUGGCUGCAAGGACGUGGAUGAAUUUGAUCCUUCCAGAUUUAACGCCAAGGGCCUUAAAGCCAAGCUGAUCUGUACUCACGGUCCAUUAUCAGACCCACCUUCUCCAGAGAACCACAAAUGCACUGGAACGAACGUCGGAUAUGUGACAAUCAAGUGUUUUGUUCUUUACUUGAUCAUGUUCUGCGACUGGAGUUUGGAAGAGAAACCCUAUUGGACUGAUAAAUCACUUGUGCGUUAUGGAAAUCCGGAUGAACCCAUUCGGCUGAAAUACUUCAAGUACACUCGAGAUAAGGAAGAGCUGUUACUACCUGAUCAACCUGAUAGCUCCAGUAGCGAAGACGAGACGAACGAUGUUCCUGAUCCGGCCGAUAAAGAGUGUCCUGUGGAAGAACCAGAUGAACAGGGUGCCUGCCCGGUUUGACAAAUCACUGGCCCUCAUCUUCAAGUUUUCAUAACUGAUUCUGCUGUAGUCAGAGCGUGGAAAGUUGUAGAUCGAUGGAAAAUCCAUGAUUUGAAUCGACUCCUACUCUCUCAGUACUCGUAUUGGAUACAAGCCAUGUGUUCAAGCAAAGAAUAUGUUAUUUGACACCAUCGUACUCCUUGUAUUAUCAAGGGUAUCUACUGAAAGCACGGUCGAUAAGCGUGAAAAACAUCGAAAAAGAUUCGUGAAAGCAUUACCUAAAUUUAGUAUUUUUUUCAAAUUAAGUUAAAAUACUUACGAGGGCACUAAAGGAUAAUUUGGAAUUCUCUCUUUUUCAAAGGAUAGUGUGUGCAUUGUUUUCUUUUUUGUGUUUACAGUUGUUCGCCCAAGAAGAGCAUAUUUUUCACCAUCUCCUUUGUAAACAUGUUUAAUUACGUAUUCGGAGUGCAAUCUGCAGUAGAAUCAUUGGCGGGUUAGUUCAUUGUGAAUGACUGUUCCCAGUUGGAGUUUAAUAGUCUGUGUACGACAUGUAGCCUAGACUUGAGUUUUGUUUCAACACAAUACGAUCAAAUGUACGUGCACGUGUUAUUUUCCUGAUAUUAUUAAUUAUUUUGAUACUUCGUUAAUAAGAAGAUAAUUUCGACUGUUGCCGAUUAACGCAUUUCUGUCCUUCAUGAAUGAUAAGCUUGGUUAUUUUUGCUACCCUGUUGAUUCUGAUUGUUCUUGUCGGCCCUUAACCAAGAACAGAACAGCAGAGAGGACAAACUCUUACUUUUGUAGAGAACGCUUAACAAAAAGUUUUAAAAACAGCAAAAAACAAAAAUGUAUUUUUUUGAAAUUUAUAAUCGUUUUACUAUUUCUAUUGGAAGGUAUUUUUCUCCUUGUUUACUCUUACGUAAGUAUAUUUUAUGUACUCCGUUUAAAGAACCUAAUGCCACAAAAAGUAUUUAGUUCAUGGUUCAAACCUGGACCCAACUUGCAUUUACCUGCCUGUGUAUAUGUCAAUCGUUUGUCGCCUCUCGUUUUAUUUUUUAAUUAUUAUUUUUAAAACGCCUUUGUAUAGGUUAAAUAGCAAUCAUUCUUGUUUGGGUCGGUUUAUUUAAGAGUAAGUAUAUGGUUACUAUAAUUUAUCUUCUGUAACGUUUUAUUCGUUCUUUCGGUAAAGACAAGAGAGGAAAACUUCUGUGAAUAGGAGCUUGAGCUGCCUUUUACCCGUAUUACAAACUAAUAUGAUCUUAAUAUAACUUUGAAGAUUGAACUACGUUUAAUACAUGUAAACGACUUAUUUUCUUGAUGGUUUUGUAUAUUGCACGGUCUAGAAGCUUAUUAAUAAACAACGCAUUUUUACGGAU